This is a messenger RNA of Papaver somniferum (opium poppy), 4040 nucleotides long. Its product is annotated as DNA mismatch repair protein MSH1, mitochondrial-like. Gene Ontology annotation, molecular function: ATP-dependent DNA damage sensor activity; mismatched DNA binding; ATP binding. Gene Ontology annotation, biological process: mismatch repair. NCBI's taxonomy places the organism in Eukaryota, Viridiplantae, Streptophyta, Magnoliopsida, Ranunculales, Papaveraceae. The record is from RefSeq and is a predicted model, not a curated record. The transcript has 21 exons. Gene Ontology annotation, cellular component: nucleus. The coding region runs from base 90 to 3536 and encodes 1148 amino acids.
GUCUGAUGUUGUGGCGGGAAGACCAAACGCAACCAAACCCUCUCUGUAACUCAAAAAGCAAACCCUAGGAGAGAGAGGAAGAACAAAAUAUGCAUUGGGUUACAGCUAAAACACUCAUGACAUCGCUCCCUCGUUUACAACCAGUUUUGAUUCGAUCAAACGCUGUUGUUCCAAGAUUCAACUCAUUUACUUCUUAUUCUUCUCCUCUCCUACUCAAAGGGUCGGUUAAUUCAUCCGAAUCAGUGAGGAUUGUAAAUCCAAAUACAAAUGCUAAUACUAAUACGACAGUGAAGAAGAAAGUGAAAGAAACUAAAAGAUUUCUAGAAGAAAAACAUGAGUCUCAUAUUAUGUGGUGGAAACAGAAGUUGCAGGAAUGUAGAAAACAGACAACUAUUGAGUUGUUGAAGAGGCUAGACUACACAAAUUUACUUGGUGUGGAUGUGAAUCUGCGAAAUGCAAAAUUGAAAGAAGGAACACUUAACUGGGAGAUGUUGCAGUUUAAAUCAAGGUUCCCGCGAGAAGUUUUACUUUGUAGAGUUGGGGAAUUUUACGAGGCGAUUGGAAUUGACGCUUGUGUUCUAGUUGAACAUGCUGGGUUGAAUCCUUUUGGUGGUUUCCGUUCCGAUAGUAUCCCAAGAGCUGGCUGCCCUGUAAUGAACUUACGGCAGACUUUGGAUGACUUGACAAGCUGUGGGUAUUCAGUUUGUAUUGUCGAGGAAGUUCAAGGACCAACCCAAGCUCGCUCUCGUAAAAGUCGCUUUAUAUCUGGUCAUGCACAUCCAGGUAGCCCUUAUGUAUUUGGACUUGCUGGAGUUGAUCACAACGUUGACUUUCCUGAGCCAAUGCCUGUUGUUGGGGUAUCUCGUUCUGCAAAGGGUUAUUGCAUAGUUUCAGUUCUGGAGACCAUGAAGACAUUUUCGUUGGAAGAUGGGUUGACUGAAGAAGCCAUAGUUACCAAGCUUCAUACUUGUCGUCACCAUCACUUAUAUCUGCAUACGUCGUUAAGAGACAAUUCUUCAGGUAGGUCUAGUUGGGGAAAAUAUGGCGAAGGAGGGCUGUUGUGGGGUGAGUGUAGUGGCAAACACUUUGAAUGGUUUGACGGUAACCCUGUCGCUGAAAUUUUGUGCAAGGUAAGGGAAAUAUAUGGUCUUGAUCAUGAAGUGGAAUUUCGAAAUGUUACCGUAUCUUCUGGGAAAAGACCUCGUCCUUUACACCUUGGGACAGCUUCACAAAUUGGUGCAAUACCAAUGGAUGGGAUACCAAGUUUGUUAAAGGUGUUGCUUCCAUCAAGUUGUGGUGGCCUUCCCAUUCAGUAUCUUAGGGAUCUACUUCUCAACCCUCCACCAUAUGCUAUUGCAUCAUCAAUUCAAGAGGCAUGCAAGCUUAUGAGCACUGUCGCAUGUUCAAUUCCUGAGUUUACGUGUGAAUCUCCUGCAAAGCUUGUGAAACUGCUCGAAUCGAGGGAAGCUAAUCAUAUAGAGUUCUGCAAGAUCAAGAAUUUAGUGGAUGAUAUUUUACAGAUGCACAGAAACCCCGACCUUGAUAUUAUCCUCAGAUUGUUACUGGAUCCGACCUGGGUUGCAACUGGUCUGAAAAUCGAACAUGAGACCAUGGUGAGCGAGUGCAAGUGGGUUGCUAAGAUAAUUGCCCGAGUAAUCUCUUUGGAUGGUGAAAGUGAUCAAAGAAUAAGCUCUUCUGCUGUCAUUCCGAGCGAUUUUUUUGAGGCUAUGGAGUCCUCGUGGAAAGGUCGUGUGAAGAGGAUCCAUGCAGAAGAAGUUUUUGCUGAAGUGGAGACGGCAGCUGACGCCUUAUCUCAAGCUGUAACAGAAGAUUUCCUUCCGAUAAUAUCGAGAAUAAAAGCCACAUCUGCUCCACUUGGUGGUCCAAAAGGUGAAAUAGUGUAUGCUAGAGAACAUGAUGCAGUUUGGUUCAAGGGUAAGCGUUUUACACCUUCUGUAUGGGGUGGUACCCCUGGGGAAGAACAAAUCAAGCAGCUUAGACCUGCUAUAGAUUCAAAAGGGAAAAAGGUUGGGGAGGAGUGGUUUACCACCAAAAAAGUCGAGGAUGCGCUAAAUAGGUACCAUGAGGCAGGUUCCAAGGCGAAGGUUAGGGUCUUGGAGUUACUGAGGGAUCUUUCUGUGGAGUUGCAAACUAAAAUUAAUGUUCUUGUUUUCACUUCCAUGAUGCUUGUCAUCUCAAAGGCACUUUUCUCUCAUGUGAGUGAAGGUAGAAGAAGGAAGUGGGUUUUUCCAUCCUUAGUCGAGUUCCUUGAAACAAAGGAUAAAAGCUCGGGAAAUGGAUCCAAUAAGAUGAAAAUAUCAGGCCUAUCACCUUACUGGUUUGAUGCUGUACAAGGCUGUGCAACACGUAAUACCGUGGAAAUGGAAUCCAUGUUUCUUCUCACUGGGCCAAAUGGCGGCGGCAAAUCAAGUUUGCUACGUUCAAUUUGCACAGUGGCGUUGCUCGGGAUAUGUGGAUUGAUGGUGCCUGCUGAGUUCGCCUUGAUUCCACAUUUUGAUUCUAUAAUGCUUCACAUGAAAUCAUAUGAUAGUCCUGCAGAUGGGAAAAGUUCAUUUCAGAUUGAAAUGUCUGAGAUUCGUUCUAUAAUCACCGGAGCCACAUCAAGAAGUCUCGUUCUCGUAGAUGAAAUUUGUAGGGGAACUGAAAUGGCAAAAGGGACCUGUAUUGCAGGAAGCAUUAUUGAGACCCUUGAUGACAUCGGUUGCUUGGGUAUCGUCUCUACCCACUUGCACAGUAUUUUCAAUUUACCGUUGAAAACAAAUAAUACUGUAUUCAAGGCAAUGGGUACUGAGAUAGUCGAUGGACAUCCAAAACCGACAUGGAAAUUAAUAGACGGGAUUUGUAGAGAAAGCCUUGCUUUUGAAACAGCCCAAAAAGAAGGGAUUCCCGAAGCAAUGAUCCAGAGAGCUGGAGAGUUAUACCUCUCGCUCAAUGGAAAGGAUUUGAGUGUACAGAGAUACUCCACGAAGGUACAACAUCAGAAUUUUAAUUCUGAAAAAGAGUGGAUCAAUGAAGCUGAAGAUCGAUCAUGUACUCUUAAAUCCUUGAACUGCAAGAGUGAGACUCUGAAUCCUACAGAAACCUUACAGAAAGAAGUUGCAACUGCUGUUGCCAUAAUUUGUCGGCAGAAGUUGAUUGAGCUCUGCAAGGAUAGGAAUCUAUCAGAACCUGCAGAACUGAUGUGUACUACCAUCGCCACCAGAGAACAGCCACCUCCAUCAGUGAUAGGUUCUUCCUGUGUUUAUGUCCUGUUCAGACCCGAUGGCAAGUUAUAUGUUGGAGAGACGGAUGAUCUUGGAGGCCGAGUUCGUGCUCAUCGUUCAAAGGGAGGUAUGCAGAAUGUAUCAUUCAUCUACAUUGAAGUUCCUGGAAAGAGCUUUGCUACAUUACUUGAAACUAAUCUGAUCCACCAGCUCCCUAACUAUGGCUUUCGCCUUUCAAACGUAGCUGAUGGUAAGCAUCGCAACUUCGGCACAUCUAAUAAUAUCCUAGAAAAUUUAACCUUGCGUCGCUAAAUUAGUGUCAUCGGCGCCCUAACCAAAGUUCUGAAUGAUCUUUGAAAAGAACAACAUUCUCAAGGUUUCCAAGUUCUGUUGUUGGUAACAUCAAAUGCCAUUGAUUUGACUCGAGUUGCUCCAAUUUUGGGUUCAGUGUGGUGGUUGCUCUCUUUUUUGUAAAUCAAAGGGGUAAAAAAUGUAGUUUAUGUAAAUAGCAUUCGGUGGAGACCUUGUAGCAUUUUCUUUUUGAAAAUUUACGAUUAUAUAUAUUGGAAAUGCACCUUUGUUGCAUGAGUUGUUCUUAGAGCAACGAUCAUUUACUUAAUGAAUUAGUAUAUUUGCUGAAAAAACCAUCGAAGCCAGAUGAGCUGAGAAAUGUGUAAUGAAGAGGAAAUCAGUGUUAUUGAAUGUGUGGGAAUUGUUCUACAUUUCAUUUUAGGCGACAGAAGCAAAUUUGAUUUGAUAAUAGCACCUGUUGAUCAUAUCCGAAUAUUUCAAUUUAAAUACUCAAUUAAAAAAAAA